ACACAGAGGUGGCCCGAGCAGGGUUGGGCACUUUUGCAUCUGUUCUUGGUGGCAUCUUUUACUCAGGCAGAGGAGCAGGUGUGCAUACAGAGAGGAGAUCCUGAAAACCCUCAGCUAGGUAAGGAUGGAGACAUUAUGUUAGGAGGACUUUUCUCUUUCCACACCAACUGGAAAGAAAGAGAAAACACCUACAUGGAAAGGCCCCCGCCACUGCAAUGCAUUAGAGAAUUCCAGUUAGCCCAGGCAAUGCUUUUUGCCAUUGAGGAGAUCAAUAACAGUUCAGACAUACUGCCGGGCAUCUCUCUUGGAUAUAAAAUAUAUGAUACAUGUGGAUCCAUUGCUAGAAGUGUGAGAGUUGCACUGGCCUUGGUUAACAGUAAUGAAAUGGUGUCUUCACCUUUAAAGGCAUGUACAAGACCUGCCCAAGUGCAGGCCAUAAUGGGAGAAACUUCUUCUUCUCCCUGCACAGCAAUAGCUACUGUCAUGGGUCCUUUUCAUAUCCCACUGAUCAGCCACUUUGCCACUUGUGCUUGUCUCAGUGAUAAAAUCAAGUACCCCUCAUUUCUUAGAACAAUACCCAGUGACUAUUAUCAGAGCAGAGCUCUUGCACAUCUGGUAAAACAUUUUGGUUGGACUUGGGUUGGAGCUGUAAGGUCAAAUGAAGAUUAUGGCAAUAAUGGAAUGGCAACAUUCAUUGAAACUGCACAGCAGCUGGGCAUAUGCGUAGAGUAUUCUGUAUCUUUCUUUAGAACUGAUCCGUCAGACAAAAUACAAAAGAUAAUUGAUAUUAUCAAAGCUUCAACUUCAAAAGUGAUUGUUACCUUCCUCUCCCACAUGGAUUUAGAUGUAUUAUUACAAGAGUUGUCUGGCCACAACUUAACUGGCUACCAGUGGGUGGGAACUGAGGCUUGGAUAUUUGAUUCUCAAACUGCAGAAGGAGAUAUUAAUCACAUUUUAGAUGGAGCAAUAGGCCUGUCCAUUCCUAAAGCAUAUGUGACUGGUCUGAGAGAGUUCAUGCUGGAUGUGAGGCCACUAAACUCAUCAAAUACAGACUUAUUUACUGAGUUCUGGGAGGCAUUAUUUGGCUGUAAGUUCAAACAAUCAAAAUCAACAGAGACUCAGAGAAAAUGUACUGGAGAGGAAGACAUACAUAGAGUGGAAAACAGCUUCACUGACAUGUCACUCAUGCCCAUAUUUAACAAUGUCUAUAAAGGAGUUUAUGCAGUGGCCAAUGCUCUGCACAAAAUGUUGAGCUGUAACAAAACAUGUUACAAGCAUAUGCAGCUACACCCAUUAACGAUUUUACAGCACAUUCAAAGAAGUAAUUUCAAAACAAAAGAAGGGGAUCAGGUUUACUUUAAUGAGAAUGGAGACCCUGCUGCAAAGUAUGAAAUUAUAAACUGGCAGCCAAGAGAAAAUGGUAAUGUGGACUUUGUCACCGUUGGUCUUUAUGAUGCAACAUUACCGACUGACAAACAAAUGAAUCUGCAAAACAAGUCUAUCAUUUGGACACAAAAUUCAUUGGAGGUCCCCAUCUCAGUUUGCAGUAAAACCUGUCCCCCAGGAACACAUAAGGUUCUCCAGAAAGGAAAGCCUGUGUGCUGCUAUGACUGUAUAACUUGUGCAGAAGGAGAAAUGAGCAACAUCACAGAUUCUGUCAACUGUGUGAGAUGUCCCCCGGAAUCUUGGUCAAAUGACAGAAGAGAUACUUGUAUAGAGAAGAAGGCUGAGUUUCUUUCUUAUGAUGAAAUUAUGGGAAUAUUGCUCACUGCUGCCUCUUUAUUUGGAACUUCUUUAACUUCUUUUGUAGCAUUAAUUUUCUAUAGAUACAGGAAAACUCCUCUUGUAAGGGCAAACAACUCUGAGCUGAGCUUUCUCCUCCUUUUCUCUUUAACCCUGUGUUUUCUCUGCUCUCUUACCUUUAUUGGACGGCCCUCUGAGUGGUCCUGCAUGCUGCGGCACACAGCAUUUGGUAUUACCUUUGUCCUCUGCAUCUCCUGCGUCCUGGGAAAAACUAUGGUGGUUUUGAUGGCCUUUAAAGCUACACUUCCAGGGAGAAAUAUGAUGAAAUGGUUCGGACCUACACAGCAGAGGCAAAGUGUUCUGAGUUUCACACUUGUACAAGUGAUCAUAUGUAUCCUCUGGUUAACGAUCUCUCCUCCUUUUCCAUCCAAGAACUUUAAAGAGUAUACGGACAAAAUAAUUUUGGAGUGUUCUCUGGGCUCAGCUGUGGGUUUUUGGUCUGUGCUUGGCUACAUAGGACUACUUGCCAUGUUGUGUUUUAUUUGUGCUUUUCUGGCUCGUAAACUGCCUGAUAAUUUCAACGAAGCUAAAUUUAUUACUUUCAGCAUGCUGAUAUUCUGUGCUGUGUGGAUCACUUUUAUCCCAGCAUAUGUCAGCUCUCCUGGAAAAUUUAGUGUAGCUGUAGAAAUCUUUGCUAUUCUCGCCUCUACAUUUGGACUGUUAAUUUGUAUUUUUAUUCCAAAAUGCUAUGUCAUGCUCCUAAAACCUGAAAGAAAUACAAAGAAACAUAUAAUGAGGAAGGGAGCAGCAAAAUGA
Messenger RNA from Girardinichthys multiradiatus, 2559 nucleotides. RefSeq names its product extracellular calcium-sensing receptor-like. Lineage: Eukaryota; Metazoa; Chordata; Actinopteri; Cyprinodontiformes; Goodeidae. Gene Ontology annotation, molecular function: G protein-coupled receptor activity. Bases 136 to 2559 code for a protein of 807 amino acids. Gene Ontology annotation, biological process: G protein-coupled receptor signaling pathway. The record is from RefSeq and is a predicted model, not a curated record. The transcript has 6 exons. Gene Ontology annotation, cellular component: membrane.